AGCACAUCUACAAGCAUUUCGAGUUCGUAUCUCAAAAGAUGUGCGCCGAGUGGCAAAGACCGAAAGAAAUCCCGUUCCCCAAUGUGUGGAGGAGGUUUGAGGGUAAGAAAUUGAUCAACGGCGCUCCCAGAAAAUAUUGGGUACAAGAUAUCAGUGAUGAUCAGAUGGAUGAUGUUAUUGAAAUUAUGUGUAACAAAUUCACUAAGGAUGAAGCGCUGUGUAAAUAUUUAAAGUUGACUGAAGAUCCAGCUGCCGUGGAAGAAUUCGCCAAAGUGUGGAGAAAGUAUGCGAAACAAAGAUUAGGACUGAUUUGCCUCACUAAAAAUGAAAAUGGGGAAACGGAAAUUGUUGGGGUAAACAUGACGGCUCGAAAUUACAAAGGAGAACAACCGGAUUACUCACAAAUAAAAACAGAGAAAAUCAAAUUCGUGAUGGCGUGGUUGGAUUACAUUUACCAAAGGGUAGACAUUUAUGAAAAAUUCAACAUAGAUGAUCAUCUAACAGCCCUUGGUUUAUAUGUCGAUCCUAAAUUCAGGGGUGACGGAGUAGGAGUCGAAAUUUUAAAAACUAGGAGGGAAUUGUGCAAAGCAGUGGGAAUUAAAGCAACAUUUACAUUAUUUACAUCAAAUAGAUCUCAAGCAGUGGCAAGAAAGGCCGGAUUUCAGGACGUUGUUAAUGUUACAUUUGAGGAGUUGGAGAAACAUGAUCCCAAGUUGGUUUUGCCUGGGAUUACUGAAGUCAGUGACUCGCAGAGAUACAUGUAUAUAUUAUAUGAUUGAUUUUCAUUAUUUGGCUCAACGUUUCUGUAUUUUAAUAAAUUGCAUGUGUUAAUUUUAUCUUUUAUAGAAUUGUUAUGUGAUUUCUUAAUUUAAAAAUAGACUUGUAAUAGAUUUUAUCAUUUAAUCAUACAUAGAGGACACAUAAUAUACAUUACAUAUAAAAUAUA
Aethina tumida (small hive beetle) is the source of this 946-nucleotide messenger RNA. RefSeq lists its product as uncharacterized. The transcript is spliced from 4 exons. NCBI's taxonomy places the organism in Eukaryota, Metazoa, Arthropoda, Insecta, Coleoptera, Nitidulidae. Gene Ontology annotation, molecular function: N-acetyltransferase activity. The record is from RefSeq and is a predicted model, not a curated record. The coding region runs from base 39 to 779 and encodes 246 amino acids.